GGGCACAUAGUUCUUCAGUUGUAACACAGGAAAAUGGUAGCCAGAGAGAGGAACCAGAAGUAAACAUCUUGUGUUGCAAUACAUGCAAAAGACCAUACGAACAGUCUGCAAACGAAGAACGCAUUGCAAAGCGUGUAAAACAUGAUGAAGCACACUCAACACCAACAGUCAGUGAAGAUAAAUUUUCAUAUAUGGGUGACUUUGCAGUCGUUUAUACAGACGGUUGUUGCUCAGGUAAUGGACGUAAUAAGGCACGUGCUGGAAUAGGUGUCUACUGGGGACCAGGCCACCCUUUAAAUACCAGUGAAAGGCUUCCUGGACGGCAGACUAAUCAAAGAGCGGAAAUACAUGCAGCCUGCAAAGCAAUAGAGCAAGCAAAGAGUCAAAACAUCAAGAAACUAAUUAUCUACACUGAUAGCAAGUUCACUAUUAAUGGUAUUACGAGCUGGGUUGACAACUGGAAAACAAAUGGCUGGAGAACAAGUUCAGGAGGAAGUGUAAUAAAUAAAGAAGAUUUUGAAAGACUUGAUAAUUUAUCAAAAGACAUAGAAAUUCAGUGGAUGCAUGUUCCUGGUCAUGCUGGCUUCCAAGGAAAUGAAGAAGCUGAUAGACUAGCAAGAGAAGGAGCUACUAAACAAAAGUCAUGACGUACUGGGACUAGAGACUGUUGCAGUGGGAGGAACAGGGCUGCCAUCGCAGUGUCAACUCGAACUGCUUUAAUUGUUUUGGACUUGAACUUUGAACUGUGCUUCUUUCUGGCCUGAAGUGUUAAACAUAUACCAACUUCUGGGGAGAAAAAAAACACCUUUUCUUCUGUAGCAUUUGUUUUAUAAUCGAGUCAAUAUUUAGUUGACAUAGUUUGCUUUUUCUCCGUAUUACUGAAGGGCCGCGAUCAGUGUUUUUAGCAGUCUUGUAGACUUCUGAAUUCACUGUAAAGACAGACUUCUGAAGAAGUAAUAUUAAAUCAUAAUCCUAAGUGUUCUGUAUUUUCCUCUUAGUGAAAUAAAUUAAUUUUUUGUACAG
Cariama cristata (Red-legged seriema) is the source of this 1023-nucleotide messenger RNA. It is a transcript of the gene RNASEH1, whose product is annotated as ribonuclease H1. The record is from RefSeq and is a predicted model, not a curated record. Gene Ontology annotation, molecular function: magnesium ion binding; RNA-DNA hybrid ribonuclease activity; nucleic acid binding. The annotation marks the transcript as partial. The transcript has 6 exons. NCBI's taxonomy places the organism in Eukaryota, Metazoa, Chordata, Aves, Cariamiformes, Cariamidae. Gene Ontology annotation, biological process: DNA replication, removal of RNA primer.